GCAGGAGAAGAUCUACCAAUGGAUCUUGAGACAACAUGAGGAAGGGUCAAGGGUGAACAUAGAUGAUAUACUUACAUAUAUUCAGAAUGAGAUGGAUUAUGGAGGAGAGGAUGGAAUAGUUUCUCCAAGAUUGCAAUUCCAACACCAGCAUCCACAUGUCCAAACUGCAAUGCAUUUUACAAACUCGAACUCCCAACCACCAUCGGGUUUCUUUGGGCAGGGUGCAAUUGGACUUGCUCCACGGCCGAGUCACUCUGAUCAGUCGAAAAAUUCAGUUUUCUCGAAUGCUCUUUCUAGCCCCGUUCGCAGGAGUCUUCAGCCCUACCAUCUGGCUCAGGGGAGCGGAUAUUAUGCAAAUGGUUGCCUGUCCAGCGGAAAUGGAGCUAGGAACCAUGAAGCGAACACUCUCAGUCAAAGCCGGGAGCCUAAUUGUCCCAGCUCGAAUGACUCGUCCAUGGAUAUGCAUUCUGACAGCCCUACUCAUGAAUCUUACUGAUGACCGGCUGUUCCUAGGGCUGUCCCCAUGCAACAUUGGAUCGCUGUAUCCAGUUCAAUAGCCUCGGUAAUCCGGCCUUGCGUUCUCUAAUCUGCAGCUCCGUGUGAGGUGGCUGUGGGAGAAGGUAAGAAGAGGCGAAGUAUAUGUUUCUCUGGUUGGGUCCUGUAGGUUAAGAAGUUGUAGUCGUAUAUUAAUCUCAAGGGUGUUACUCUUGGUCGCUUCUCUUGUCGAACUGCUUAGGAAUCAUAUGUUUGUCUGGUGGUCAAUAUAAGUUGUCUGUGCACUUUUGGAACUCUGCUCUGAAUCACAUUUAUAUAAAUAAAAUAUAUGUUGGAAUCCUGUUAUC
Elaeis guineensis (African oil palm) is the source of this 842-nucleotide messenger RNA. RefSeq names its product holocarboxylase synthetase (gene HCS). NCBI's taxonomy places the organism in Eukaryota, Viridiplantae, Streptophyta, Magnoliopsida, Arecales, Arecaceae. The record is from RefSeq and is marked predicted.